Molecule: messenger RNA, 2836 nt
Organism: Siniperca chuatsi (mandarin fish)
Lineage: Eukaryota; Metazoa; Chordata; Actinopteri; Centrarchiformes; Sinipercidae
Gene: plp2b
Product: proteolipid protein 2b
Exons: 5
Coding region: 337-801 (154 amino acids)
Cellular component (GO): membrane
Source: RefSeq, a predicted model, not a curated record
ACUUGAAGGCAGCUUGAGAAAAAUGAAAGCCAACGCCCCACUGACAGCUCCCCUCAGUACUCAGUCCCCUCCUUCGGUCAGAAAGUAGCUGAGUUUCUGCUGCUGUGGUCGUGACUGAGCUCCAACAGGUUAUAUUUCACCGAGACUUUUCACCGGAGACGUUGAUUCAUCUUCCUGAGGGGAAAAAACAACAACUUCUAGCUAGCUUGAGCGGGAGCGGCGGACAACACUGGGACUGCUUUCGAGAAGUUUGUUUAUCCAAACGCUGUCCGUCUGUUGCUGGCGAUAAGGCUCAAAUACAACAUACUGUCGGUAUAAUAAGUUAUUUAUUAAAGAAUGGCUGAUACAACCGAGUCCAGCCCCGCAGCUAACUGCCUGGAGAAGUUGAAAAGUUACGUGAGGACCCAGAAAGGGUUUAUCCUCGCAGCUGAAAUACUCAUCAGUUUCAUUAUCAUCAUCUGCUACGCCGCAUCUCUGUAUGGAGGCUACUCUGCUGUGGCCAUCUGCGAGAUGGUCUUCGCCAUGGUCUUCUUCGGCAUCUUCAUGAUGGAGAUGGACAAGCAGAUCCAAGUGGUCAACUGGGUCUGGAGCGAUCUUUUCCGUGCAGGUAUCGGCGCUAUCCUUUACAUCAUCACUUCUCUGAUUUGUGUGAUUGGAGGAGCCGGGGAUGGCGCUCGUAUCGCAGGCGGGGUAUUUGGUUUGAUUGCUGGUCUGCUGUUUUCCUAUGACACCUACACCAUCUUCCUGCAAAUCAAGAGCUCCAGGCAGCACACGGCAGCUUCCACCGAUGACAGAGUUUAAACACUCCAAGUCACAUUAACCUCUGUCAAGAUCGCAGCAGAAGAACAAAGAGGAAUUUGUGCAGAAGUUAACGGACGAGUGGAUCAGAGAGGGGACGAUGGACAGUAAAAAUGAACAGGUCACGGUUUAAUCAAUGCCACUGUAUGGUGUGAACAGACGAGAGGAGGAUGACGUAGCCAGAGUGAGUGGUACUGUACUGUACAUCUGUGCCUGCAUGCCUCAGACAAAAACAUGUCUACUACAUGAGGAAUUUGCCUCACAAAGCUUUACUCCAACCUCAGUGUGCCACUGAUUUAAAAAGGGAAAACUGUAAAUAAUAGGCAAUGGUUGGUGUCAUCAAGCAGCUUGUCUAAUACACAUGUCUACUGUUAAUGGACUGCUGUAGUAAGUAGUAACUGUGUUUGGGCUUUAGAAGUAACUGACAAGAAGGAGUGCUUUAGGAAUUGUUUAACAUAAUAAUAAUGCUCUUCUUGAAUGUGUUUUCUGUAUAUUAAGUGAGGUUUUCUCAGUUAUUUAAACAACUACAAGGAGCUUUUAUUUUGCAUUGAUUUUGGCGGCCCCUGUGGAUAAAAGCAGUAGUGUUUCCCGGAAUGAAGACUACAUUUCCCAUGAGCACCACAGCCUCCUGCGAGUUAAAGAAAGACGCAACCUAUUUGUAAUACUAUUUUUCUUUUUUAAACACAGCUGUUUGCAGGAUGCACAGCGAUGCGAUAAUGUAUCUAUUUGUGCCUAUGUAAGAUUAAUAACUGUGAUAUGAUGAUGGUAAAACAAAGUAAACUUUGUUUUAGUACCGUUCAUACACCUAGGUUACAUGUAAGCCUACAACUAACAGAUUCGGUUGCUCAAUAAUAGUAAUUUUGUUGAGAAAGCUAAAGUUAUCAACAGUCCCUAGUAAUGUUAUGUCUUCAUAAUAAUAAGCCAACAGCAAGAUAUAGCUCGGCAGCAAGGCCAACAUAUAAUGUUAAGUUAUAAGCCAGUUGUUUUACAGUAAUGUCCACCAUGACCUACACCUCCAUGGACUGUACACAGCCAGAUAUAAUAGACAUAUUACAUACCUGUCUAGGAGGAAGAGGACCAAUUCAGGAUCAGUUUUGAAUCCUUUCAAAUCCCGCAACUCUCUCCAUCUGUUGAAUGACCGACCAGGGUUGACUCGUGUUUUCGCCCGUGCUCUAUCACUGUAGCUUGCUUUUGUUCUUCGGCCCAUUUUUUUCUUUUUCUCUGUGCUGAUCCUGCACCAGUAUCAGCCAUAAGCACAAAAUAUAACGUCAAAAAUGAAAUUCUCUAAAGAGAAAUCUCGUCCUGCUCCCUUUUAACUGGCUAACGUACUACUCACUGAUGGUCUCGUUUGCUUAUGUAGGUCAUAUAGAGGCAUCAGUAAACUGUUUCAUAACCAGUUAAAAACUCCUUGUAGCUGCUUUAAUCACUGUGUGUUACAGUACCUUAAAGUCUCAUUCAAAUUAACCAGUUCCUUCAUCUUAUUCAUCUUUUAUUCCUGAAUCAUAAACAUUUGAAGUGGCCUGCUGUCAUUGACUAGCAAUCUUUUGGCUGUUCUUGUACUAGUCAUAGUUUAGUCUGCAUUGUUAGACGUCCAUUAACCAUCAACCACAUGUUCAUUAAUUGAAUUACAGUAUCAUCCUCCAGUUUCACCUAUCUACUUUGCUCAGGUUUUUUUUUCCUUUAUAUGUUUGUCACAAUUAUCUAAUGUGCAGAAUAUUUUUCUGUUGCCAUUUUAUACAGUCCAGUAGUAUCAUACAGUUUAGGGGUUUUUUUUGUUCAUGUUUUUUUUUUUGAGUACAUGUUCUCUUUUGAUGAGGCAGACGAAGACAAAUUCAUUUCUAAAGAAAAAUCAUAGUUGGAAUUUUCUGAUGUGCAUAUCACAACUUUAAUAUGCUCUACCCUGUGGUGGUUAUUUGUCCAAGAAAAACAUUGCCUUAUUAUUAUUUUUUUUCUAACAAGCUUUCAAGAGUCUGCAGUUUGUAAUUUCAAAAUUCAAAGCAGCCUUGCUAUGGGAAAUAAAAGCCAUUGUUACUCCAAA